AGUUCAUUAUCAGACAUUUAUAGCCUAGUAUUAAAGUUUUAUAAAUGGAAUGAGUACAAUAUACCAACUGCGUUUGUUAUAAUGAUAAUUGCUUACUUUUAACGAUAAAACAGUGCAAUGUCUAUCGCUGAGGGUCAAUCCAAAAAUGGUGGAAAAGAUUGGCCACAAAUUCUAGCAGUUCUCAUCGCAUGCAUGUCCAGUUUAACAAGUGGAUUGUUCGCCGCCUGGCCAUCACCUUUCAUUGUCAAGAUAACACAAGACAUGGAGAACUAUGAUAUAAGUGAAGACCAAGCUUCUUAUUUCACCAUCUGGAUAAAUGUAGGAAUCGUAGUACUUUCUGCAUUCUUUACAAUUUUCAGGAUACCUGAUAUGAUUGGAAGAAAACGUACUCUGAUGUUGACAGCUAUUCCACAUGGGUCAUCCUGGCUCAUGAAAGCUUUCAGUACGAACUUGUACAUUCUCAAUUUAGCAAGAUUCACAGCAGGGCUGGGAGAUGCGAUUUUGUUCGCGUCUCUGCCAGCUUACAUUGGAGAGAUUACGACACCAAGAAUCAGAGGAGUCUGGGGAAAUGGUCUGAUUUGUUCAUUAUUUCUGGGACAGUUUCUGAUGAACGUCAUCGGUGCUUACUGCAGCGUUCAACAAACAUCUUUCAUUUGCUUAACGAUACCAGUGAUAUUUCUAGUUCUUUUCUCUCUGAUGCCAGAGUCUCCGUAUUUUUAUGCCAUGAAAGGAAGAGAGGAGGAAGCAAAAAUCGCACUUCAACGACUGAGAGGAACGGAUGCGGUCGAAGAAGAAUUAACUGAUUUGAAUUCUGCAGUCAGAAGGCAAAUGUCAGAAACUGGCACGUGGAAAGAUCUCAUUAUGCUUCGAAGUAAUAGAAAAGCUCUGACAGCGGCACUCUUUCUGCGCGUUUCACAAGUUUUGGUGGGGGUUUACGUUUUUGCUUCGUAUACUCAAUUCAUUUUUCAAAAAGCAGGAGGAAACUUGAGUUCUGAAAUGUCCUCAAUUAUUUAUGUAGGGUUGAGCUUCGUUUUGUUCUCAAUCGGAGCUUAUUUCUCUGAUAAAUUCGGUAGGAGGAAGUCAUACACUAUUUCUUCGGGUUUAUCAUCGAUUGUGCUCCUAUCAGAAGCAGUUUAUUUUUACAUAGAGUCAAACCACCCAGAACUGAAUAUCGAUAAUAUCCAGUGGUUUCCUCUAGCAGGCAUGAUUAUUUUUAUAGUAUUCACAUCUUUCGGUGUCGCUAUUAUUCCUACGUUGAUGUUGGGUGAGUUAUUUUCCGCGAGCAUCAAAUCUAAAGCAGUUGGUGUUGUUACAACGCUAUUUGGACUCUUCGUGUUUUUUGCUAAUUAUAUAUUUUAUUUUAUCAAUUCUUACACAGGACUUUAUGGUCCUUUCUUACUUUUUGGUUGCUGCUCCCUCGUAUCAUGUAUUUUCACGAAUUACCUGGUCCCGGAAACGAAAGGUAAAUCUUUAGAAGAAAUUCAACAGAUUCUGAAUGGCAAAAUUACUUAUAGUGAUAUUAAAGAGUGAUUUCAUUUAA
Molecule: messenger RNA, 1540 nt
Organism: Leptinotarsa decemlineata (Colorado potato beetle)
Lineage: Eukaryota; Metazoa; Arthropoda; Insecta; Coleoptera; Chrysomelidae
Product: facilitated trehalose transporter Tret1-like
Biological process (GO): transmembrane transport
Cellular component (GO): membrane
Molecular function (GO): transmembrane transporter activity
Source: RefSeq, a predicted model, not a curated record